GCGAACUUCAAUUAUCAAGUUGUGGUCAUACUACUUUGUUUUGGUUUUUAGUAAAAAUAAAUAUUUAGUGAUAUCAACUUUUUAAUUAAGGAGUUUAUUCGUUGUUCGUAAUUGUAGAUGACGAAUUACAUUGCUUAACUUAAAAAUGUUGGGUGGAGUAAAACUUAAAGUCACGUAUGCCCAUGAAAAAACUUGCUUCGCUUAUAUCAGUCCAAAGUACAGCACAAAUAAUGAGCAGACACAAUGCGUCCAAGUUCUAUGCAGAGACAAGCAGAUCCUCCUAUGGGUGGUGUUCAACAGUGGCAUCCAAGAAGGUUGUAUAGCUUGCAAUCCUAUAUACAGCCGUCUGGUGGGUCUGGAGGAGGGUGAUGAUGUCUUUGUGUCUCCAUAUGCUGACUUGAAGGUGCUGCCAGAGCUUUAUGUGGAAACUGAUAGUCCUGAUGAUCAGCAGAUUUUGGAGCACAAUGUAGAACUGCUACAAUUACGCAUCUUAGAUCAAUUGAGACUGGUAGUGGCUAACCAAAAGACGGUAGUCUGGAUAUCAGCAUCACUCCCCAUAGUAUUCACUCCAAAACAAACCGGUAUACUAGUGAACCACAGUCAAGUUAUCGUAAAAAUGGACGCCUUUAACAGCAUACAUGACUUCCCAACUUUACCAACACCUGCACCUAAAGAAAAUGAACAUUUUAAGAACAUUGGUGCUAUCAACAAGGGAAUGCUAGCUCCAUACAUAAAUGUACCAAAAAGAUUAGUUCUAAGAGCGAUACCAAUAGACAGUGAUGGUAAAAGAAACUUGAUACAUCCCUACACAGUAUUCAUCCAUGAAGAUUUCAUUGAAGAAAAUUAUAAAGAUUUGACAGUAAUUUUGUCUACAAUAACAAAUGUACCGUCAGUCCUAAGUGAUAAUGAUGAUGAUAGUGAAAAUAAUAAUAUAGCAAUCAAUGAUGUGUGUGUAGAAAUUGUUCCAAUAGACAGCGUGAUCUAUAGAAGUCUGUGUCGUGAAGUAUACAACAAACAUAUACCAGCAGUACUCAUACCAAAAACUUUAAAUUCUAUAAUCAACAUAGAGAAUGGCAUGAGGAUUAUUUUGACUCUCAUUGGCGAAAGCAUCGACCAACCAGAACACAUAGACAUCAUAACAUAUUCAGACCAAAAUCAAACAGAGACUGAUGUUAUAGAAAAAUUUAAGAACUGUGUUGUAAGUGGUACACACUCUGGAAAAAAGUUUCUAAUAAAUAAUGGACUUAUUAAACAGAAUGUAGAAAUCAGUACUGGCUUCAUACAAUUUAAACUAAAACCAGAGAAAUUGAAAUUUACGAUGUUGAAUUCGGAGUCUUUUAGAAAUUGUACCAUAGCUGCUAAGUGCUUGACUGACUCUGAUAUGACAUUGCCCAAGCCUAUAGUUUCAAAGCUAGAUUAUGACUACAAGAAUUACUGUAGAACAAUGAAAUUAAUGGAGUCGCUAAUUGAGAAGGUAAUGUCUCACGUGUAUUUUGAAAUACAUCGAGAGGCGACGUUUAAGGGUGCUUCCGAAAUUAAAAGUAAUGUUUUGGUUACUGGCUUAAGUGGCACAGGAAAAUCAUCAAUCUGCCAUAUCGUCCAGAAAGAACUGACAGUUUGGUCUCAUAUUCUGCAUUGCCGGUCUCUCAAAGGCCGUAAAGAUAUUCCCGAGAUCCUUGGUAAGGCCAUAUUGAUGUGCCAGGAACAUAGUCCUGCGGUACUCAUAUGUGAUGACGUGGACUCUUUGGUGCCGCCAAAUGUUGAAGGUGCUUCGCCGCAAGAUAUAGCUUAUUAUCAAAGAUUGGCGGUAGUGAUCAAGCACCUUCUACAGACGUGUUCGGGUGUGUGCGUGCUUAUGACGUCAAUUGACAUGAAGGCGCUUCACCCCACAUUGAGACAGUUCAGCGGGAAACCAUUAUUUACUGCCCAUUUCGAUAUACCGGAAUUAGAAAAGGGUGAAAGAAUAGAACUCUUCAAGCACUUGCUGAACGACAAGAUCCGGCAAGAGUUUGAAAUUCUGGACGACGACGUCAUCAAGCUAGCAACAGACACAGCCGGCUCUAACGUCAGAGAUAUCGCUGAUUAUCUCAAUAAAAAAAUAUUUAAAGCUGUCAAGAAGAAAAAAGCUAGCCCUGACGAUCCAAAACCACGCCUAGUUGAAGACGUGACGAAAGAUUUGGAGAAAGCAAACGAGUUCGAUAUUUGGGGCCCCGUCGGAGGACUCGAGGAUGUCAAACAAGAACUGACUGAGUGUAUAUUCUGGCCAAUCAUGUACCCAGCGUUAUUCCCGUCACAGUCGUGCGGCAUCCUGCUGUACGGGCCGCCCGGCACCGGCAAGUCCCACAUUGGCUCCUGCCUGGCUCGCCUCACCAACAUGAACAUGAUCACUGUUAAGGGACCGGAACUACUCUCUAAAUACAUCGGACAGAGCGAGAAGGCUGUCAGGGAUAUUUUUGACAAAGCUGACAUGAAGCGACCCUGUAUCCUAUUCUUCGACGAGUUCGACAGUCUCGCGCCCAAACGCGGCCACGACUCGACGGGCGUGACAGACCGCGUGGUGAACCAGCUGCUGGCGCGGCUGGACGGCGCGGAGGGCGGCGCGCGCGGCGCGGUGCUGGCGGCCACCUCGCGCCCCGACCUGCUCGACCCCGCGCUGCUGCGCGCCGGCCGCCUGCAGCGACACGUCUGCUGCACGCUGCCCGACCUGCAUGGUCGUUACGAAGUACUACGAACACUGACGAAGAAUGUGCUCGUUGACGAAUCAGUAGACCUUCAAGAGUUGGCGGAGAAUACAGACGGGUACACACCCGCCGAUCUCAAGUCAAUACUGGUUACAGCACAGCUGACGAGGCUGGAAAAACAACUGGCAGCCAAUGAGGAAAAAACAAUGGAGUCAGUAGUGGUAUAUAAGGAGGACAUAGAAAGUGCCUUACAGGAGACGAAGCCGUCGCUGUCCAAACAGCAAAUACAGUUCUACGAUAUGAUAUACAAAAGAUUCCGAGGUGAAAGUCUAACACCAGAACAGCAAUCAAUAACAAGUCAGCAGAAACAAAGAGUUACAUUAGCUUAAAUAGACAAUUAUAUUAAUUUUAUAGUAGUUAUAAGUAGAAAAUAAUAGCUUUGACCAAAUUGUCGGCAAUACACGUUUAGAGAAAUUACGAGCUUAAAUUACCACGCUUGUUUGCGGGUGCACAGUUUUAGAUGACGAUAUCCUAGGCCAAGUACCAUGAAGUUUUAAACCAUAGCAAUUUCCCAACUAUGUUGGGUCCGGCUUCUAGUCUAACCGGAUUCAGCUAAGUACCAGUGUUUUACAAGGAGCGACUGCCUACCUGGGCAUGAAGUUUUAAACCUUUGGGCUUAAUGCCGGCACUCGAGUUCUGUUUCAAUUUAAUUCAGAUCGAGUUGGUUGUUUGGAACCCGAUACUAGCGCCAAUCCCUGCAGUGGCAGGAGGUGGAACUAAGCUAACAGUGAACGACGCAUAUAACACGGGAGAGCUACUCGAUUUGGGUUCGGUACCAUUUCAAAAUCCAAUCGAAAAUUCGAAAACAAAAGCAAACUUCCUUUGGGAGUUAGCAAGAGGACUUUUUGUAUGUAAUGUACUGUCUCGUUUUCAAGACGCGUAGAGUCCUUUUUACAGCCAAUAAAAUUACGUGGUAAAAGUAAAGGGAGAAUAAAAAGUUGGCUACGAAUAGUAUUGAUUACAAUACAAUACAAAAAUUAUUUUAUAUUACAGAAGUUUGUACUUAAAAGCGUUCUUAUGUAUCCCCUCUUAAUUUUUAUAGUAGAACUAGUCGCUAAAGCUAUUCGUCUUAUUAACGUUUUAAUCAAAUAUAAAAUCACAAACUUUUAUUGUAAUUUUAUGUACUUAUAAGUAUUUUAUUUAGCCUUAGUAAUGUAACAAUGGCAUAUAUUUUUUUAAUUUGAAUCGUUUGGCCGAUUAUUUAUAUAACAUAAGUUCGUAUGCCUCACAAAAAUAAUAAAUAAAAAUAUAUAGUGCUUUAAGCUUAAGCUGUGAUUUUAAGGUUAUUAGUAGGUGCUAGGGUAAUAUAAUGAACACACUUAACUUGUAUGGACUCUUCUCUAUACAAAAUGUUACUAUAAUAAUGUCCGUUUCUUAAUAUAUGUUGUUUAAAAUAGCUUGAGCCUCAUUUAUGUUGGACUCAUUUCAGUGUAUAAAUUCUGACUGGUACUCACUUCAAUAUUUUUUAUACUUUAAGAAAAAUAAUACCCUGUUAGGGUCAAUCUCUAGUGAUAGGACAGUGGCUGUGAGCCGUGAGUGCGUGAUCAGUGAGUGCUAGUAGGCUCUUGCAGCCUUCAAAUGAAUAUGAACUUUGAACUUAAGUAGAU
Molecule: messenger RNA, 4348 nt
Organism: Trichoplusia ni (cabbage looper)
Lineage: Eukaryota; Metazoa; Arthropoda; Insecta; Lepidoptera; Noctuidae
Gene: Pex1
Product: peroxisome biogenesis factor 1
Exons: 13
Coding region: 146-3070 (974 amino acids)
Biological process (GO): protein import into peroxisome matrix
Cellular component (GO): cytosol; peroxisome; peroxisomal membrane
Molecular function (GO): ATP binding; ATP hydrolysis activity
Source: RefSeq, a predicted model, not a curated record